GAAAAGGGUUGUUGAACCGAGAGGAAGUGUUUUCUAUGUCGUCCCUGUUUUGGAGAUAGAGUGAUGUCACUGAGUUUAUUGAGGUUGGACGAGCAGGAGUGGUGGCACUGCUAGACCUAGAAGUAGAUCCGAAGUGACAUUAAUUUCAGAUGGGAAAGUCACCUGACCUUGAAACCGGAUAAAAUAGCCCUUCUGGUUUUCCGUUCGUGUGGAUCUUUGUGAUUUGGUAGUUGCGUAAACGUGCUUGUGCUAGAAGAGGGCGUCGAUGGCAUUCUAUGUAUUUUCUUCGAUGACACUACAGCAAGAGAAGUAAGACGAAGACUGUCAAAAUGGCGCCCGCCGCGUCCCGUUCUAUAGUGCGAACGACUUCUCGUGCUACAACGGCUGGACUAUAUCACAGAACGAUGUCGCCUAUGAAUCGCAGCGGAAACAAUGCAGAGGGGCGGAAUGUUAAAGCGAAUCAAACUAGAAAACUUCAGCGGAAGUGCGCCUCCAGUGCUACAUCCACUUGUCGCUCGCUCGUCGCUUUCUGGGCUGCAACAGCAGCGAGUGGUGCAACAGGAGCGUUUGCUGAGCUUGUACGACGAGAAGCAGGCGGAGCUGCUGCAGCAGGAGGGGCGACAGGUGGAAUCGCCGGCGCCUCGUCCCCGUCGUCCUCGAGUGGCGCGGCUUAUGCAUUGCAAGAAUGUACUGCUUGUCGUCAUCAUACCCACGCACAUACGGUUUCGAGGGAUUGUUCAAAAGACCACAACUUCCUGCCACAGGAUGAGCAGGGGCAUGAACUACAUGAACAUGAAGAAGAUGGAGAGCUACAUCAACAUUGGCAUGCACAUUUCUGCUCGUCUCGUCUUGCUCUUGCAGCUCGUAGUUGUACUUACGUGCGUGUGCCAGAUGAAAGAUGUUUUUGCACUGCAUAUCGCUGGUUCGGCUAGUCAAGAACUCCGGAAACUAGGAAAGCUGGCUGGCGGAAAUCCCCACCGGAGAGGACCAACCGGAUUUUUGCGGAGACACCAUGAGGACCAGAUUGGGGGGCGACACGAAAGCCUGUCAUCCACUUCAUCUACCCUGCAGUUACUGCAAAAGAAGAAGCUCGCGGCGUCCAAAGUCAAUGUCGGCACCGCUACCGCUUCAUCUACCAGCAAGACGUCGAGCAACGGGCAGACGGCCAUUGCUUCCUCAUCGUCUUUAAAGCUGAACUACAGCAAGGUGGGAAAAAUUACCAAGCAAAGACAAGCUCAGAAGCUGCAAAAGAUGAACGAGAACGCAUCGGCGCAGGUGGAAAAAAGCCAGUCCACUGCACAACAAGAACAGAAAGCGGCCGUCGAGAAGAGCAAAAAAAUCACGCGUCGACACUCGAAAAUCGUCGAGCAGCUGGAGGCGUUUGUCUCGACGGAGGAUUUGUCACAAGUAACGCCAAGCCUGAUCAGCGUACCAUCCCUGCCAGAGGCGGAGUACAAAGGCCUACUCACCGAAUUCGUCAACAACCAGGAAUCGCGCUACAUCGAGAACGACGGAAACAAGAAGGCCCGGGAAUACAUCAAGGCCUACCUGUAUGGAUAGAAAAAACGUAGCGUUUCUGCACUGUAAACUUCGAAUAGUAUCAUGCAAAAAUGCAUAUUUGAGCCGUGCUGUCUUUCUCUCUUGGAAAGCACGUAUGGCAGAUCUUAUUCUUUGUCAUGUGAAGCGAGACUUUAACUUGUGAUGCAGAUCCUGCAAAGUCAUACAUGUUUACACGAGAAGCAUGCUUUUUGUGCGAUAUCCCGGAAAAAUUGCCGAAUUUGGACGUGCGCGAGGAGGAGUUCGACUGCUCCGUAUGAGAGUGCAAGAAUUCGCCCCCUUUUUACCCCGCUGUCUUCUUGAGUUGAAGGUAUAUGCAAGAUAGCAAAGCCAAAGAACUAUCGAAAUCGUCCACUCUUCAUCACUCUCGCUAUUUCUAGCAGCACAUCUACUUUUCAGUCGGUUCGGAUGAACAAGGCAAAGGCUAGCACACGCCGGGUCGUGCAAGUGAAUGUGUCAAGAAGCGGUUGGUGACUCAUGUUGUGAAACAGUAUGCUGCCGAGCCGUUCAAAUGAAGGGAACAACAAGGGGAGGUGGAUUUAAGUACUCUCAUACUCCGGCGUAAAGUGCUACAACGUCGUUGCCGAGCUGAAGGCGAAGAGCGGUAACGAAAAUCAGCCGAUCAUUGCGGUCGGGGCCCAUUACGACAGCCGUCCUUUCGGACAAAUCGCCCCCGGUGCCGACGACAAUGCCAGUGGAGUGGCAUGUACAGAAAAUUAAAUUAGCGUAAAGUAUUCUAUUAGUCUCUUCCUGACCCUUAGUGUCACAAUAUCAUUGUCUGAGUGAUCUAUUCCGGAAAUGAGAAUCGCGUCAACUUUGAAAUAAAACCACACAGCAAUGCUGAUCGCCGCCGAAAAGGCUACGAAGUACUUCGAGAAAGCGCAAACGGCACCAAACCGACCGAGUAUCGCCACGGGAAAAACCGCACGCAAUGAAAUUCAAACCCAGUGUGUCGCUGCAUGUCUUUUGUAUUAACAGGGCACUGGCCGCGCAAUGACAGAAACUUCUAGGAAGUUUAAGCUCUUGUAUCUUGCGAGUAGAAAGAAUGCCCAUGAUUUGCUAAGUAUCGUUAGUUUAGCAGUCGAAAUGUGAUAUUUUUCCCUUCCUCCGUAGUAAGUUGAGUAAACCUACCUCAGACACGAGGACGAGAAAUGAAAAAAAAAUGAAAAUGGAUUUAGUUUACGCGCAUUGGUUAAUACGAUUCGAUUGCGAUUUAUCUUUCCUGUUCCAUACCCAUCUACUUCGUGGCCUUCAGCGCUGAGGAGGAGGGGCUGUACGGUAGUGCGGCUUUUGCAGAGAAAUUGCAGGAGCAGAAAAAAUCCGUCUACCAGGCCUUGAUUAUGGACCAGGUAGUAUUGUGAGUCAGCGACAAGGGAGAUCUGCAAAAGAGAAACAAAUUCGUUUAGCAUUGCGUUUCCGCAUGAUCGUUUUUGGAAUUGUUCUUCGUGUCAGUAUAACAUGUGUUGAUGAAGAAUAAACAUUCCGAUAUUAUUAAACAUACAAAACGAUUCUCUCCAGGUUGGUUACCAGAAGACUCCGAGUGGUCCGACCGGUCUGAUUUUCGAAACGAAGGGCGAGUACCCGGACCCCAGCCUGGACCACACCAAGCAACCCCAGCAGCACCUGGUGAACCUUCUAGGCGAACUUUCGAAGCGCAUCGUGUCGCACGACGACCCCUCGAAGCUGGACCUGUCCGUCAACUACCACGGCUUCGGUUCCGACCACAUCUCCAUGCUGAAUCACCACUUCCCGGCGGUUCUUCUCAUCGAGCGCGACAACCUGGUAUGCAGCGCAAAUUAAUCUCCUCCCUGUCUCGAACAACAAGUCUGGCAUAUGUAGGCAGAACGAAGAUGCUUGUUGCACGUCGAUCAUGCAGCUUUAUUUCAUUCUAUCAUCACGGCCUCGGCCCUGCUUAGAGGAUAAGCCUCACCUGACAUAAGAUUGCACGAAAUAUUGCGACCUCCGACGGAGGUCGCAAACAGAAAACGACGGAUCCUCGUUUUGGUUUUCUGUUUAUGCGAUACAGAUUCGUGAUGUAUCGCCCAGAAGACCCAAAUGAAACCAAUGAGGCUUGCCAUCAAAACUAUUUUUUUCUCUUCGAGAUAGUUGAGAACAGUUUGUCAUGCAUAUUAGGAUGCGGAGGCCAAAUUUGGGCACACAAUCGACGACACGCUGGACAACAUUUCGUGGCCCUUUGCAACGAGGAUCGCCCAGCUGGCCUCGUACGCAACGAUCGAGAUGGGACUGGAAGAAAUUACUGGGUCGUCUUCAAACCUCACCGCCACAACCUCGGACUCAACAACGACCAGCGAAGAUGGUAGUACUGCUACAUCCACAACCUCGCAAGAAGCCGGUGGUGAGGCAGGAACGGCCGCUCCUGUGGCGACAGCUUCAGCAACCACCUCAUUCUUGUAA
This is a messenger RNA of Amoebophrya sp. A120, 3972 nucleotides long. NCBI's taxonomy places the organism in Eukaryota, Dinophyceae, Syndiniales, Amoebophryaceae. The record is from the annotation of a GenBank genome assembly.